AAUAUCUCGGAAGCCGGGAGCAUAGGAGUGAGCCAGAGGCUUCUGAGGUGUGCAGUCGAAGACACCCAUUCUUCUCCUUCCUUUUCCCAUCGGGCAGCAUGGACGCAGAGACGGUACAACGUGUGAACGGCUACGUAUAUAAUUAUUUACGCGAGAAAUUUCAAGGCCUUGCCGACAAAUUUCAGAAGAAAGCACAAGUGGUGCUGCUUCCCCCUGGUUCUCCAUCGCUUACAGAUAUAAUCAAGUCAUUUGAAAGUGUCCAAGGAGGAAAGCGAAAGCUGUCAGAUGGAGCCUCCCCCUCAUUGGGAGGAAUGCCUGCUAAGAAGAAGGCCAAACAUGCCUCUUCUAGCAGUGAAGACACCAAUUUCAAUGAAGCACUUGUAGGGAAGCCAUCAGCAGGAAGGACAUCCCUUGUAAAUGGUUCCAUGAAACAGAAGGGAGUUCCUGCUGGGAAAGUUACACCUAAGAAGCCUCAAGAGUCAAGCUCAGAGGAGUCAUCUGAAGAUGAGACUCCUAAGAAACCUGUAGCUUCUCCUAUGAAGCCUCACAAGCAGUCACCACAGAAAGUCAACAUCCCUCCUUCUAUUCAGAAAAAGGCUGGCAAGGAAAGCUCUUCAAGUGAGGACUCAUCCAGUGAAGAUGAUAAAGCCAAGGCUCCAGUGGCCAAGGCUGCUGCUCCACCUAGCCAGAAAUUGAAGGGCAAAACACCAAUGAAAGGCGACAGUUCAUCAGAGGAAUCAUCAGAAGAGGAAACCCCUGCCAGAAAGACUCCUGUCUUGCCUGGGGUAAAAACUCCUCAGGCAAAGUCUAAGACACAAUUGACUCAGAAGGGGAAACUUCAGAAGGAGGUUAGCUCUUCUGAAGAAUCAUCUGAGGAUGAAGCAACAGUCAAAAAGCCAACCAUAGGUACUCCUACUGGCAAGGCUAUCAUGCAUCAAAAGCCAUCACCUGUAAAACUUGCUGCUAAGGGCAAGAAAGAGAGCAGUUCAGAGGAAUCUUCUGAAGAGGAGACUCCUGCACCAAAAAAGCCUUUGACUCCAGCUGCUGUGGCCAGAGCCUCACCUGAGUCAAGCUCAGAAGACAGUUCAAGUGAAGAUGAAGAAAAGAAAUCCAAGGUUCAGAUCUUCACGCCUCAAAGUCAGACCAAGAAAAGUCCCAAGGUGACCCCUACUGUGACUAAGAUGCCAAAAGCCAAAUCGUCAAGUGAAGACAGUGAUAGCGAUAGUUCAGAUGAAAAAGCUAAACCUGCUGCUAAGAAACCAUCUCAGAUUCCAGUUGCAGCUUCUCUUAAGAAGACACCUGGAAAAGUGCCCAUCAAGAAAGAUGAAUCAUCAGACAGCAGCGAUUCAGAGAAUGAGUUAAAUGCUUCAGGCCAACCUCCAACCAAGAAAGCCAAGAAAUUAUCAACUCCAUUUAGUUCUGGUAAGGGAUCUGAGGAUUCAGAUGAUAGUAGCAGUGAUGAUGAGGAAGAAGGCCCUCCCAUGAAAAAGAAGACACCCAUGAAGAACUCUAACAAGGACUGGGUCCAUGCCAAUUUAAUUUUGGUGUGUUAUCUAAAAGCAGGGACCUCAUACCCAGGGCCAGACUCUGGUCAAGGGGCAAGAUUGCCAGAAUACCCCAAGGGAACAAAAGUUUUUGGGAUGAGGAAGAAGAGGAAGAAGGGGAAGAAGGGGAGGAAGGGGGUGAAGAGGAAGAAAACUGGCAGUCCCCUCGACCAGGACUCGGUUGGCAACAUGAUCGUGGGGGAUUCCGGGGUAGAGGUGGCGAUCGGGGUGGCGGAUUCCGCGGUCGAGGAGGCGAUUGGGGGGGUGGCGGAUUCCGCGGUCGGGGUGGCGAUCGGGGCGGUGGAUUCCGCGGUCGGGGUGGCGAUCGAGGUGGUGGAUUCCGCGGUAGAGGAGGUGAUCGGGGUGGUGGAUUCCGUGGUCGAGGAGGAGGUGGAUUCCGAGGUCGUGGUGGUGAUAGGGAUGGAGGAUUCCGUGGUAGAGGAGGUUUUCGAGAAAGGAGCGACAGGAUCGUGGGGUGAGAGGGCUUUCAGGGAUUUGAAGGAUACCAAGGGGAGAAGUUUUCGCCACGAGAAAACGAAGAAAAAGCGGGGGUCCUACCGCGGUGGCGUCAUCGACACCCAGGUCCAUUCCAUCAGAUUCCCUUCUGAUUCAGAAUGAUAUGAAACCAUCUCAUGCCAUCCCUUUUGUUCACUGUGACUGUUUUGUUUCUCCUGUUUGUCUCAUUCUCACUUGUGUUAUCUGGAUCAAUUGACUUUUUGGAGGUGAACCCAUGGACAGUUGAUGCUUUGCAGAAUAAAGUCCCUGUUGUCAAA
Darwinula stevensoni is the source of this 2317-nucleotide messenger RNA. The record is from the annotation of a GenBank genome assembly. Lineage: Eukaryota; Metazoa; Arthropoda; Ostracoda; Podocopida; Darwinulidae.